Doryrhamphus excisus (bluestripe pipefish) is the source of this 4005-nucleotide messenger RNA. The record is from RefSeq and is a predicted model, not a curated record. Lineage: Eukaryota; Metazoa; Chordata; Actinopteri; Syngnathiformes; Syngnathidae.
UUGUGACAGAGCCGAGUGACACGGCGAAGAGGAGACUUCUUUUCUCCGCGGGCGUCCGGGCGUUUUAGUGGGAGGCGUCUUUGGAAGCAGGACACGUACGUCCUUCAUUCCUGCAACCAGCCACCAAAGGUGCAGACACGUGUGCGUCUUAACAGAGAUACGUGCGCAGAACCGCUUCCAUGAUAUGUGGAUCUGAACAUACCUGAGAUAUGACGACCGAGUACAGCAUGAACAGAUUCUCUGAAAACCUGGUCUUGGAUGGCUCAGAGAGGGGCGGGGUCAUCAAGGGGAUGCCGGGCGGUGUUGGAAACGGUGCGGUGCAGACAGGGGGCGACAUCGUAGCGGCCACGAUACGUCUGGAUCAUCUGGAACAGAAUGAAGUGCUGAACAUCCUGAAGGUGCUGCAGCCAUAUGAUAACAACCUACAGGUGGUGACCAAGAAUGACGCAAAUGCCAACGACGGCAUCGGCUCUCUGGGAUUCAACCCGGCUGAGGUGCUCGGCGGGGACUUGAUGAAGAAGGCAGAUCUGGAUAACGCAGCUGAGAAACCCGUCCUUUCUCUUGAUAACUUGACGGGAAAGUUAAAUGAGGCUCAGAGCUUCGGGGGCCAGUUAAAUAAUUCGGUGAUCAAUGAUCUUCCCGAUGUUAAUCUAACUAAACCGUCAGCCGACGCCGGGGCAGAGUUCACGUUACCUGGUGUGGCAAAGGCCGGAACAGAUCUUAACGGGAGCUUCGGAGCACCCGCUGUCAAUUUGGCAAGUCCGCACCUCAACAACCUCGACGCCUCGCUUGACAUUGGCGAGUCGGUGGCGGAUACGGGUAACCUGAAGUUCAAGGCUCCGCAGUUCACCAUGCCAAGAUUCGACCUCCCGCAAAUCCCGACCUCGGAAUUAGAAGGUGAAGUCAACUUCCCAUCAGUUCGUAAGGAAAACGUAGACCUCAAUCUAUCCUCGCCAAACAUCCGCAGUCCCGAUGUGGACCUAAAUGGACCCGAUGUUCACUUCCAAGCCCCAAACGCUGACCUCGGCGUAGCGUCGGAUAAAAUCAAGUGGCCCCACCAAAAAUGGAAAGGACCAAAGCUGAAGGGACCAGAGGCAACACUAAACGCUGAUCUGCAUGCGCCAAAACUUGACGGGGAUCUAAGCGCACCAGGGAUCCAUUUGCCCCAGGGUGACAUCAAAGGCCCCGAUGUAGAUGUUCAGGCCCCAAAUCUGGACUUGGGUGCCCCAUCUGGAAAAAUCAAUUGGCCGCAUUUGAAGUGGAAGAAGCCCAAAACACCGGACCUUGACGUCUCGGUCCCGACAGUUGAGGGCGGACUCAACACACCGGAUCUUGAUGUCAACUUGCCAAAGGCCGACAUUAAAGGCCCCGAUUUGGACACCCAACCCCCAGCGGCUAAAAUAAACUGGCCCCACCUGAAAUGGAAGAAACCAAAAGUCAAGGGUCCAAAGGCAGACUUGGAUAUCGACGCAGGUCUGAAUACGCCGUCUUUAGAACCUCCACAUCUUCAGAACGACGUUAAUGCUCAGCUGGACAUCCCGACUGUUGACGUUAAAGGUCUGAAUUUGAACGGCGAGACCCCGAAUCUUGACAUGGGGGCUCCGUCUGGAAAAUUUAACUGGCCUCACUGGAAAUUGAAGAAACCCAAACUACCCGAAGCUAAAGUCGACAUGGACCUCAAUGCAGAUCUGAACACCCCAGAUGUGGAUGUGUCUGCUCCGAGGUUCGAAGGUGGCAUCAACACCCCGGACCUCAACUUACCAGAUGUUGACGUCAAAACGCCGGAUGUUGACAUCGGGGCCCCUUCCGGCAAAGUCAAGUUCCCAACACUGAGAAAGUUUCUGUUUUCUGGACCCAAACUGAAAACCCCAAGUGUUGACCUUGAUACUGAUGUGAAAACCCCUGACCUCGGCCUUUCUGCUCCGCAGGUCCAACUUAACGGACCGGAUGUGAAUUUACCCAAAACCGAUAUCAAUGCUAAAGCUCCUGACGUAGACGCAUCUGGAAAGAUCAAAUGGCCCACCCUGAAAAAACCAAGGUGGUCAGUCUCAGGUCCUAAGGUGAAUGGCCCGGAUAUCGAUCCUCCUGACCUGAACCUCGCCGGUCCAAGGAUUGAUGGCGAGUUCAACACCCCAGAUGUAAAACUGGAUGGACCAAAGUUAGACGUGGAUGGAAAAUUGAAAUGGCCCAAGAAGCCCAAGUUCGGCACCCUGAAAGGCGGAACACCUGAUAUUGACGCCGACGUCAAGUUGCCAAACGUGGAUUUGAAUGCGCCAAAUAUUGACGCUCCAGACCUCAAUCUCAAAAGUCCUAAUGUAGAUCUUCAGGGUCCCGAUCUCAACUUUGAGCCGAGUGAUGCUAAAGUUAAGAUCCCAAAACUGAAGGUCCCAAAGUGGCCCAAAGUCAAGGGCCCUCAAGUGGAUACCGGUAUAGAUAUGGAUGGACCUGAUGUAGAUCUGAAAGCCCCUGGUCUUCAAGCCAGUCUUGAUACACCCGAUGUUGACCUCGGUUUACCUAAAGCGGGUCUCCAGACUCCGGACCUUGAUGUUUCAACUAAGAAACCAAAAUUCCCCAAACUGCAUUUGCCAACCUUUUCGGGGCCAAAAAUCGAAAAACCUAAUCUUGAUCUUGACGCUGAUCUCAAGACGCCUGGUGUGGAUUUGAGUCCACCGCAUGUUGGUGUCUCAACGCCAAAAUUCGAAGCUCCAGACCUCAGAGGUCCAAGUGUGGAUCUUCACACUCCUGAUCUGAAGUUUCCGACAUUUUCAGCGCCCAAACUGGAAAAACCGAAUAUGGAUGUUGAUGGUGAUGUCAAGGUGCCAAAUGUGGAUUUGAGUGGGCCGCGUGUUGGUCUUAAAGGCCCGGACUCACAGUUCAAAACACCGGAUCUAGACUUUGAUUCCCGGCAGGGCGACUUUAUGUUGCCUCAUUACAAACUUCCAAAACUUGAUCUUUCACGUUCUGGCGAACUGGAGGCGCCCAGGGUCAACAUAGGUUCUCCUCGAGCAGAUGCAAACAUCUCAGCUCCUGCUGUAGAUGCGGUAAAUGGUCCGAUGUUGAAGGGUAGCCUCAAAGGUCCAACGGUAGAUAUGACAGGUCCGAAAGUAGACGCUGAUCUGGAAAAGCCGAAACUUCCGCAUUUCAAGCUUCCUAAAAUGAGUUUUUCCGGGUCAAAAACUAAAACUCCGGAGCUUGAUGCUUCUCCAAAACUGUCUCCUGUGGAUGUCUCUGCCCCGGAAAUCAACACACCCGAAGUAGCCAUCAAAGCCGGCGGAGAUGCUGACGUGAGAGCUUCCCCGAAAAGUAAACUGAAGUGGCCCUUUAAAUGGGGAUUGAAGUCCAGCUCCGACGCGGACGACGAGGGCGCUAACGCCGAAACGGACGCGCCCGUAUUCCGACUACAUAACCUGCCUAGAAACUGCAUCGAGCAGAAAAUGGGAGCAGGACUUCCCGAUACAUUUAGCCUAUCCCGACUGGACAGCGAGGACAAGGAUUACGUCGUCAGCAAAGGAAUCCGCUUGCCGGUCGUGAACGUGCCGUUAAGAAACGGAGAAAAAAUCGACAUCAUGGAGAGGCUGAAAAUGGCGAAGGAAAAAGCGCCUUCAAGUAACACCUCACCGACGGAGGAGAAGAACAUCGCGUUGAAGACUCCCGAUGAAGCCAAUUUAUUCCGAGGAGGGACUUUCAAAGUGGACAAGCCGGCGUCUCCGCUGGGGUUGUUUGCUCCCGAGAUUUCUUCAUCAGAUGAAAACGAGAAAUUAUCCUUAGGUCUCUCCAACAUGCUGGGCCUGAACGUCAAUGAUGUCCAAUGUUAGCGUCAAUAAAGUUUUGAUGGAGAGACUUGUUGUGUAUAUUCUUGUUAUUUAUGUAUGCGCUUUUUGUCUACUUUGCAAAUAUUCCCUUUCCCUGUGUACCGUUUUGGAAAAGUAACUCCACCUUUUAAGCCAAUUGUGAGUGAAUGUGAUUUUAAUCUUUGUUCAAUAAAACAUUUCUUUAUGAUAUUCA